CGGGCAGAGACUGCUAUAUGCCAUAGUGCCACCCGGAUUGUUUUGUGUUUUUCAGUUUUGAGUUCACCAAACUAUCUUUGUCUACUUUGAACAGAAACUGAAACCAUGUCGCGGGAGAGACCCAAAAGAGGCACACUACCUCCGGCUCAAGAGAAUAUUGAGAAAUUAGAGAAAGUUGUAGAGGAAGGUAAUUACUAUGGAGCUCAGCAAAUGUACAAAUCCAUUAGUGCAAGAUAUGUAUCUGCUCAGAGGUAUUCUGAGGCUUUGGAUCUCCUUCAGUCUGGUGCAUGCAACCAACUGAAACAUGGGCAGGUUACUUGUGGGGCAGAGUUAGCUGCUUUGUUUGUGGAUACGCUUGUCAAAGGAAGAUUCCCUUAUGACAAUGAAAUCCUUGCCCGUGUCAGGAAAAUUUAUAAAGAAUUUCCUCGGAUACCGGUGCCACAACAGUUGGGGGAUUUAGAUGACGUGCAACAACUUUCUGAAACACUUGGGGCAGCAAAAACAUGUGUUGAGGGCUGCUCAUCAUUCCUAAAAGUUGCUCUUAAGUGGUCUGCGGAGUUUGGCGCACCCAGGGUUGGGGCUCCAGAAAUACAUGUUAUGUUAGCGAACUACAUAUAUUUUGAAUCUCCUGAGGUGGACAUGGUUAGAGUGUCACAUCAUUUCGUCAGAGGAAACAACCCAAAAGAGUUUGCUUCAACCUUAGUAAAUUUUAUGGGAAAGUGUUAUCCAGGGGAAGAUGAUUUGGCCAUUGCACGAGCGAUUUUAAUGUAUUUGUCUUUAGGUAACCUGAGAGAUGCCAAUAAUCUCAUGGAUGAGAUAAAGAAACAAGUGGAAUCUAAGCAGCUUGACUUUCCCCAAUCGGAUUUGAUCCAGUUCAUCAAUUUUCUUUUGCAAACGUUGUUAAGAGAUGCUCUUCCUCUUUUCAAUAUGUUGAGAGCUAAGUACAAAUCAAGCUUAGACAGAGAACCUACAUUUCAUGAGUUGCUAGAUGAAAUUGCAGAGAAGUUUUAUGGAGUGCGGCGCCGAAAUCCUCUGCAAGGGAUGGGGAUGUUUGGGGAGAUCUUCAAGAUGAUGGGAGGUGAAUAGUGAUGUGUUGGAACUUCAAGUUUUCACUUCCUUGCCGGAUCCUUCAGUACUACCGUUAUUGUGCCCGUUGAAAGGGAGUAUUUAUAUAUUUUGAUUCUGUAGAAGCAUUUUUUAAUGAAGUGUUUGUUAAUGAUGUAAGAUUUAUUUUAUGUUCACCUUAGGGAGAUACAGAUUCAGAUUCUUGUGUUUGUACCAUUAAUACAAAUGAAUUAUUAUUAUUGUUCAUCUAAACUUUCCAAAUUGUAUGA
Messenger RNA from Prunus mume (Japanese apricot), 1334 nucleotides. Its product is annotated as golgi-to-ER traffic-like protein. Lineage: Eukaryota; Viridiplantae; Streptophyta; Magnoliopsida; Rosales; Rosaceae. Gene Ontology annotation, cellular component: cytosol. Gene Ontology annotation, biological process: protein insertion into ER membrane. The record is from RefSeq and is a predicted model, not a curated record. Gene Ontology annotation, molecular function: protein binding.